This is a messenger RNA of Triticum aestivum (bread wheat), 4785 nucleotides long. RefSeq lists its product as uncharacterized. The transcript has 6 exons. NCBI's taxonomy places the organism in Eukaryota, Viridiplantae, Streptophyta, Magnoliopsida, Poales, Poaceae. The coding region runs from base 371 to 4150 and encodes 1259 amino acids. Gene Ontology annotation, biological process: shoot system development; negative regulation of flower development; negative regulation of DNA-templated transcription. The record is from RefSeq and is a predicted model, not a curated record.
CUCAUGGGGGUGGGCUGUACUGUUUGCCUUGCUUGCUUUUUUGUCUGCGUGGGGUCUUGGCAGUGUUUCCAGCUGUGCAUGGGCCUCUCGGGACUCGAGCUCCACCUCCAACUCCGUGGCUCUCGGAUGCUGUCGCCGCGCGUCUAUAUUUCAUGUCGCCAAAAAAAAGGUCGAAGCUUACACUGAGGUCUGCCGUCAGUACCAAGGCUUUCAACCUACAUAGCCAUCUUUCGUGAGACGUGUGUUCAGGAUUCUGCAUGAUGAUCCAAGCUGCGUUUUGUUUCUCUUCUGCGUGCUGCUUCGGUGUUUGAGUUGUUCCGUUUCGUUGCUGGACCAUCACAAGAAGGUGUUCUGUGUUGUGCAAGUACCAAUGGAAGUGGCUGCAGUAGAGGAGAGCGAUGGGGGAACCAGUGCUGCACCAGCGGAACUACCCAAGCGUGAGGGUGCAGUGGUCGCUGAAACUGAUCAUACGUCAGCAGAGCAGCCAUGCAAGCAUUUCUCCAUAUGCGGGUAUGUUUCUCAGAAGAUGGAUGCAAAAUUCUGCUCUCUAUCUCAGAGUUUCAGUGCUCAGCAACAAUUGGAUGAACGCCAUAACAGUUUGCACCCAUUCUCGGUAGCAAAGUUUCGACGAUGGGAUUGCUCUAUGUGCUUGGAUGAGUUGAAAAUCUUAGAUGACAGAACAACAUCUAGAGCAGUUUUUACGGCGAAGAAUGUCUCAAGGGAUGGUUGCUCUAUUAGAUUUGUUCAGAGCACUUUAGUGCCUACGAGCGUUGAUUUCAGAAGCUUAUUUCCUUGCACACAACUGUUAGCUCCAGAGAAGAAUCCUGAUAGAUCAGCACUUCUGAAGAGUAACAUCGAAAACAAUUCCAAAUGCAACUCACCUUAUGAGGCGAAAACUGAUCCACCCAUGAAAGAUUUACAGGGGCCGUCAACUAAUCAAGUUACAACCGCAAAUAUCUCAGAUAAUGCUUCUGUGGAUAUCAUGGCUUUACCUGAAGAUUCCCAGAUUAGAGUAAGCAGAGAAGGAAAUGCCAUUGCAAUCCCAUCCAGUUCAAAACUUAGUGAAGCAAGUAUGAAGCUUGAUUCAGAAGAAAAUGGGAAAAACAAGGAGGUACUGAGUGUUGACCACACUAUUCCCAAAGUUGCUAAACCAAUAUCUGGGCAGAAAGGUGAUCAGGUCGGUAACAGUGGUCCAUGUGAAGAAGCAGCUCCAAAAAGAAGUAUUGGAUCUACAUAUAAGAAGAAGAAAGGGAAACGUACUGCGCAGGUUGGCAGUUCAGAUGUAAAAGUCGGUCGGAGAAAGCAAAUAAAGCUUCGGCUGCUAUCAGAAAUCAUCAAUACUGAUCUGGUCGGGGGUUCCAGAAGUGAUAUUGAAGUUAAUGGCGAAAAGGUUGCUGAUCUCUGCGAGGAUGAUAGAAGUACGGAUGAUGUUCCUUCUGUUGACCACCAGGCAGUGGGAGACAUCUUGUCAAAAACUACGAAGAACGUGUCAAAAGACAAAGGAGUUGAUGUUGAAGAUGAUGAAUCUUCACUUAUGAACUGGAUGAAGAGAAUACCGAAGAGAUUAAGAACUGAGAAGAAAGAUUCAGAACACAAGGAUUGUGAUUCUUCUGCUUCAAAAUCUACUGCAGAUGUAUUUGCCUCUAAGGAUACUCAAGAUUUUCCAUCCUCAGGUUGGAAAUUGAGCAAGAAAAAUACCCUACCUACUACCAGUAUGCAGCAAGGUGAUGAAAAUAUCCAGAAUGAUAAUCUGGAGAGAAAUACACAGAGCACAGAUGACAUGAGGCGAAUGGAAGCUGAGAACUCCACAGAGAGGUUCUUAUCAAAUGUAAAAACCAUUAGUUUGAGUAAGAGGAAAAUGCCUCUAACUGCCAGUAUCCAGCAUGAUGGUGUUGUUCCUGUUAGCCGACAGAUGUUGAGAGAAAUAUCGUCAAAAACUGCUAAGAAGAAGGCAAAAUACAAAGGAGUUGAUGCUGUUGAUGAUGAGGGGUCUUCGCUUAUGGAUUGGAUGAAAAGAAUUCCGAAGAAAUUAAGAACCGAGAAAAAGGACGCGGAAUACAAGGAUAAUGAUUCUUCUGCUGCUAAUUCAAAAUAUAAUACUGUUGAUAAAGUUGCUUUGAAAGAUGUUCAAGAUGAUUUUAUAUCCUCAGCUCAGGAGUUGAGCAAGAGAAAAAUACCACCUACUGCCAGCACUAGGGAAGGUGAUGAAAAUAUUCAGAACGAUAAUCUGGAGAGAGAUGCGCAGAACACAAAUGGCAUGUGUGAAACUGAAUCCGAUAAUUGUAGGCAGAGGUCCUUGUCAAAGGUAAAAAAGAUGAGUUUGUGUAAGAGGAAAAUUCCUUCAACUGUCAACGCGCAACAUGAUGAUGUCAACACUAAAGAGACGGCUGUGCUCAGGACAGAUGAUCAAUGCCAAAUGGUACCCAGAAAGUCUGUGCAGCGGCGCCUGAAGAAGGUUUCUCCAGGUAAGCAUGUUAUCCGGAACGUGACUGUCUUUGAGCAGAAACUACCUAAGAAGAGAAAUAAAAAAAAGCAAGAAGUGAUGCACGAAAAAAAUGCCAUGACAGAUGACAUUCCAAUGGAUAUUGUUGAACUGCUUGCGAGAUGUCAGGGUAAGAGACCACUGAUAGCUGAGACCGAUUCUGCUGAUAUUAGUCAUACUCAAUCCAAGAUAAUGGAAGAUGAAGAUUGUACUAUAAUAGCUGCCGAGGAUGGUCCAAAUUAUGUGUCAAGUGUGAUUGACACCACUUCACAACAGAAGCGGCCUUUGGAACCAGAUAGUUACCAGAAUGCAUUGCAGAAUUGUGUAGCAGCCACCACACAGGCUACCCAUAUGCAUGCUCGCAAAUUACAGACUCCUGGUCAUGUAAUGUCUACCCAGGAACCACAGGCACAUUCGGGCAUGGGAGAAUUAGUCACUAUUGCUGCAACCUCACCACUAUUAUCACCAGACAAGGACCAGCCUCUUGCUGAAGCAACACCUGAGCGCUGGAGCCAUAUGGGAGCAAAGAAGUCGAUGUGGGAACCUUUCAAGGCACUUCCAAGGGAUUUAUCAACCACAACAGGUUGUGCUCAGUUCAGACCUAGCAUUGACACGGUUGAUUUAACUUAUACUGAUGUGGCGGGAGCUAAUCGUUAUUAUCCCACUCGCCAGCCAGUAAUUUCGACACUUGACCACUAUACAAAUAGAGCAGUUAACUCAGUCCAGGCAAGAAGUUUUCCAAGUUCAGUGUCAACCAUGGAAGCUGGUAAUCUGUGUGAUGGAAGAAAUGUUGGACAUUCAGGUUUUUAUCCAAGAGAAACCAUGCCUGCUACUCAGCCCCUGAGAUUGACCGAGUCACCAAUGUUAGCCAGUUUCAACUAUGAAGGGUCUAGCAGGAACCAGAUGGAAUUUCAACUUCGGAAUUCACACUAUGCACAGGAUCAGUCCAUCGGAUCAGCCAGCACACCGUAUGGAGCACACAAUCAGUACAUAGGAUCAGCUAGCACAUUGUGCGAAGCACACAAUCAUUACAUAGGAUUAACUAGCUCAUUGUGUGGAGCACACAAUCAGUACAUUGGAUCAGCUAGCACACCGUAUGGAAGUAACCUAAAUGGCAUGGGAUCAGCUAGCACGCAGUAUGGAAGUAACCUAAAUGGCAUGGGAUCAGCUAGCACAUCCUACGGAAGUAACCUAAAUGGAAGGAUUCCAUUGACGCUAGAGGAUUUAUCACGUCAUCCGCUCCAGCCAAAUUUGCACAGACCGUUACGUCCACUUCCUAGAGUUGGUGUGUUCAGUUCCUUGCUGCAGAAGGAAAUUGCAGACUGGUCAGAGAGCUGUGGGACACAGUCAGGUUACAAAAUAGGGGUGUCCAAAGGGAUAACAUCGAGUGAUAUAAACAGAAGGGGGAAUGUUGAGGCAUUGAACUCAGGGCUGUAUUCAGCAGCAUGGAAUGCGCGGCGGUUGAGUUCUGUUAGUUCCAGUCCAGGAUUUUCUUCAGUGAGGAAUGAUACUGCUCAGUCUUGGACCAGAGAUCAAGGGAGAAUGGCCAAUCCCAAUCCCAAUCCCUUGGAUAGAUUGGUAAGACAGGAUAUCUGUGUGACCAACAGAAAUCCAUGUGAUUUUACUACAAUUAGUGAUGACAAUGAGUAUAUGAGGGCGGACAUUUGAAGCAGACGGCGAUGUGCAUACAUUUCCAAAACAUUUAGAAUAAUACAUUUCAUCUUUAUGGUGUCAAACGCUCUAUUGUUUGUAAGGCUCCUUAGUAAGAUAUGUGUGCUCCCUUUUCUGGAUGGAAAGAUUACAGUUACCAUGGGCUCUCAAAUUGCAGCCUCCAGCUUAUGUAUGUAAUGUAAUAGGCCAAGAAGAGAUUAUACCUCCUGAGGUCGUGAGAAAGCAGAUGAACUAUCCUCAUAUCUAGUUGUCAGAGAAAGUGUGUAAGCUUUUGAUUUUAGGGCUUGCCUAUUGUGUGAUUAACAUUAUUUUUGUUUACAACUGUUGUGACUGGUGCAAAGGAUGGUUAGUGGUGGUAAUAUCGGCAGAUUACUUUUAGCUGCCAGAUGUUGUAAACUAUCGAAUUGCAGUCGCUUACUUCUAAAGGAUGGUUUGUCAGUGGUAAUGUUUGCUGAAUGGUUAUAGCUGUAAGAUGUUGUAAACUACUGCCGCCGUAGUUUUACUCUUAAGUCAUGAAGGAUGGUUCAGUCCAAUAUUUAAGAAGAUUAUACUGUGUGACUCAUUAAUCACACAAUUGUCUUGUUGCUUGUCCUGCUGGUGGCAUGUUAUACUGAUGAUUCUGUUGAAUAUAA